AUGUCGCACUUUGAUGUAGAUGAGUAUAGCCUCCAUACAAGCCCUGUUGGGAAUGAUUUGGGCAAUGAAGAAGAUCCUGUUCAAGAUCAUAGACCGCGAUUAUUGAUUAUGGGCCUAAGGAGAAGCGGCAAAUCCAGUAUCCAAAAAGUCGUAUUUCAUAAGAUGCCUCCUAAUGAAACUUUAUUCCUUGAAAGUACUAACAAAGUUAUUAAAGAAAAUAUAACGUCGUUUAUUGAUUUUCAAGUUUGGGACUUUCCUGGACAAAUUGAUUAUUUUGAUCCAGCUUUUGAUUCAAAUGUUAUUUUUGGAGAAUAUGGAGCAUUAAUUUUUGUAAUUGAUGCGCAAGAUGAUUACAUUGAAGCCCUUAGUAGAUUACAUCAAACCGUCACACGUGCUUUUCAAGUCAAUCCCGAUCUCACAUUUGAGGUGUUUAUACAUAAAGUUGAUGCCUUAUCAGAUGAAUACAAAAUUGACACGCAACGAGACAUUCAGCAGCGAACUACAGAUGAUUUGGUGGACGUUGGAUUAGAAAACGUUCCAUUGAGUUUCUAUUUAACAAGUAUUUACGAUCAUUCAAUCUUUGAAGCUUUCAGUAAAGUGAUUCAAAAACUUGUGCCUCAACUACCAACUUUGGAAAACUUAUUGAAUAUUUUAUGCUCGAAUUCUGGAAUAGAAAAGGCAUUUUUAUUUGAUGUCAAUUCGAAAAUUUACAUUGCUACCGAUAGUUCUCCCGUUGAUAUGCAGACCUAUGAAAUUUGUAGUGAUAUGAUUGACGUUAUUAUUGACAUUUCGGAGAUAUAUGGUCGAACCAAUUCAUUUCAUUAUAUCGAUGAAAUCUAUGGAGAUGAUCAAACCCAAGUUGAAACAAAUGGAAAUGCAGGAAAUUAUGGUACAACCACCGAUACUGCUAAUGAUGCAUCAUCAUUAAUCAAACUAACUAAUGGAAUGGUAUUAUGUCUCAGGGGAGUAAACAGGUUUCUUGCGUUAGUUUGUCUCCUUCGAUCUGAUAAUUUCGAAAAACAUGGUUUAAUAAAUUAUAAUUUUGGAUGCUUUAAACAAGCAAUAGCCGAAGUUUUCGAAUUAAAACGUCAUAGUGCUGCUGAAAGGUUAAGACGUGAAAGGAUGAGACUCUCGGAAAGUGUCGAAGAUAAUGUUGGGGGAUGA
Molecule: messenger RNA, 1164 nt
Organism: Funneliformis mosseae
Lineage: Eukaryota; Fungi; Glomeromycota; Glomeromycetes; Glomerales; Glomeraceae
Source: the annotation of a GenBank genome assembly